AUGGACAGCCAAGAAGAGAAGGUCUUAACCUACAGAUUCAGCUGGGAUUAUGAGGAACUACACGAUUUCUAUAAUCUGGUCCUGGCCGGAUCCAAUGACCGACACUGGAUCAGAGAAGUUCGGAUCAAAGGAACGACAUCCGAAUUCGACCAUAAAAACAUGCUAGAUGACGCCUUCAUUCAGCUGCGCCAACUCCGAAAAGUUCAAGUGUUGGACGACAAGGACAUGGUAGGAGUGAAUAAAUAUGUCAGGAGGGAUGUAUCCCUAAGGAUUAUGGGCCUGGUUAUGCAAGCCCUCGUCCAACGGGCCAAUGAUUACCACUUCCAACGAGAUAGUCCCAGGAUAAACACUCUCAAAUUUGAGAGAGUUUACUGGCCUCUUUUUAGUCCAAUCACUCGGGCUUCGAAAUUGGCUAUCUUUCCGUUUCUCCAGCAUCUCGAUCUUACUUUUGAGCCCAACCCAGACUUGUCACCAGAAUCCGAGCAAAGCUAUUGGCACGAAGAGCUCGGCAUUGUCUUGAAAGAAUGCUCUAGGCUGAAAACUCUCACUCUUCGGUUCGGACGCCCCCCGGUGCGUAUGGCUCAAGCCUACACCAAGGACGAAAUUAUUCUUCCUCCCAAUUUCAGAACUUUGGUCGGAAAUACGCACUUUCGGGAGCUCGAAGAAUUGACCCUUGAACGUGUCGUCCUAGAUCACGAGUUUGCUGUCGAUUUCUUCAGUAUGCAUGCCAACACGCUCCAGGUAGUGAACUUGAUCUCACUAUGGAACGGUUGCGACAUCGCGUAUUCUGGCUCGCCAAUUCAUGAGAUAUUGAUCGCAAUGAGAUUGAAAGACGUACAAUUCCGAGGCAAAUGGUACGAGUACAUUCCAUUGGGUGACAGUGAGAAUGUGUGGUUUGAGCCGAAGGUCAUAUGGGACGAUGCCUGUAGGCCUAAUUUGACAUCCAUGAUGAGACGAGAGCUUGAGAUUUUACAGAAAGGAGGAAACCCACAAGCCAGACUACCACAAGCCAGCCAGCCACCAAUUGUACGACAAACCAUGUGGCAGAACAUCAGCAAAUGUUGCAAAAAGUUCUUCAAGGAGAAAAUUCGCCGGAAAAGGGAUGAUGGCUUGGCUUGA
Messenger RNA from Mollisia scopiformis, 1119 nucleotides. RefSeq lists its product as uncharacterized. Lineage: Eukaryota; Fungi; Ascomycota; Leotiomycetes; Helotiales; Mollisiaceae. The coding region runs from base 1 to 1119 and encodes 372 amino acids. The transcript has a single exon. The record is from RefSeq and is a predicted model, not a curated record.